This is a messenger RNA of Sparassis crispa, 1311 nucleotides long. RefSeq lists its product as hypothetical. The record is from RefSeq and is a predicted model, not a curated record. The coding region runs from base 1 to 1311 and encodes 436 amino acids. The transcript is spliced from 3 exons. Lineage: Eukaryota; Fungi; Basidiomycota; Agaricomycetes; Polyporales; Sparassidaceae.
AUGGAGGUUCUCCCUGCACCUACGCCCACGGAACAGACUCCAACCAUUGUUCGCAAGGACGAUGGGCCGGUGCCUAUGUCUUUUCCUGCCAUCCUGCGGGCCCCUGGGAUCUCAGACCGUUUUGCGCAUUUACGCACCACUGCAGAUGACCUGAAGGAAGCAUCGUUUGCCCCGCUCGCCCCUAAGAAGAGCAGGAGGGACGAUAAUGAGGGCAAGCGGUGGAUCCGGCGUAAAGAGAACGCCCGCUUCGUGGGCAACUCCCACAUCGUGCCCCCAACCAAGCGGGACUACGCUGUACCCGCCCCCAGCAUCCAUGCGACAUUCCCGCAGCCCCUACCGUGCUAUCUCUCGCGUAACAACGCCGUCCCGCCCGCCGCGAUCCCCGCGCGCGAGCCCGCCUCAGCCAACGCAGGCCGCUUCAGCUUAAGCCUCAAGGGCAUGCGCCGCGAGCUGCGCAAGACAGGGCCCAGGACAGAGCUUCUCGUCCGCGAGGUCGAGGGGGAAUUGCUCGCCUGGCUGCGCGCGGGCGGCGUCCUCUUAUCUCCCGACGCCGCCGCACAGAUGUCUUUUCCCGGGGUGCGCGUCGGGAGCACGGACGCGAUCCGUGAGGUCGCGCGCACUCCCCUGCAGCUCGUGUGGUGGAUCGUGGACCAUGCCUUCACGCGGUACGUCGUGCACUGCUGUGCGCGCUACCACGAUGUCGUCAGUUUCAGCAAGGAGACGUCCGGCAAGCGCCUCACUUAUCUCCUGCGCCCCAACGUCACCCGCCCCAACCACGGCACCGCCGCCGGCCUCGACACCCCGCCCUCAACGGACCUCGACUCCGAGUUCGUCUCUGAGUUCGACCUCGUCUCCGAUCACGAGGUAGGCACCGACUCCGACGCCGACGGGCUCACCUCCACACCAGCAGAAGCACGAGCUCAAUCGCUUAGCGCGAUCGCAGAGGGUUCAGACGCCUCCGCGCCGCUAUCUUCUGAACUCCUCCCCGUGCCCACGUACGCGAGCGAUGACGCGUGGUCCGUCAUCGGCGACACUGACGCAGACGCCGAGGACAGCGAGGCCGACGCGGAGGCAGAGCGCGGCCUCCCUGCAGCCGUUUCUCCACUGGGCCUGCGUGACGCCGGCCAUGCUCCGCGCGUCCGGCAGGUGUCGCUGCGUGCGCAUGUGUGGGAGCGCUCCCGCCGCUCCGCAUCUUCGCCCUCGCGCUCGCCCGCGAGACGGACCUCGUCGCGGGUGCGCCCCCGUGUCGAGCCGCCACGCGUCGAGCAGCCGAAUGCCGCACGUUCGUUCUACGAGUAUUUGUUUGCGUGA